Messenger RNA from Arachis ipaensis, 3526 nucleotides. Its product is annotated as receptor-like protein kinase ANXUR1. NCBI's taxonomy places the organism in Eukaryota, Viridiplantae, Streptophyta, Magnoliopsida, Fabales, Fabaceae. Gene Ontology annotation, molecular function: transmembrane receptor protein tyrosine kinase activity; ATP binding. Gene Ontology annotation, biological process: protein phosphorylation. The record is from RefSeq and is a predicted model, not a curated record.
UUUUAUUUAUUACUUUUUUAAAAAGUUUAUACAUUCUGCUGUCUACUAGUUUUUGAAUCAUCCGAGAUUAUACUAUGCAUGCAUUUAAAUACACACCUGUUCCUCUUUGAGUCUAAGUGAAUCAUUACAGACUGUAAACAGAACAAAUAGACCAUAAAUUGUAGGGGGGAAAUCAUAAUAAUCUAUAUCUUAAUGCUAAACAUAGCUUAUUACCUGUUUCAUAAAAAACAAAGCCAAUUAUUAACCAUUCACGAUUCUUACUCCCCACCUCCCAUUUCUUAACUGUGGAAAACAAAAAGAAAAUAAAACAAAAGAUAAAAACAAAAAUCAAAACAAAUUCUUCAUACCAUUAUCAUACAAAAGAGCAUACGAACAGAAAAACUUCAUCUCUCUCCCUUCUUACCUGGUUUGGUUGUCUCCAACCCAGGUAAGUCUUCCUUGACUCUCCAGAAUAUGGCUUGAACCCAAGCCAAAAACCUUAAAACUAAACACCCCAUAAUUUCAUAAUCAUCUCACAUCACAAAAGCAAAAAAGCCAAGAAUCCAUCAUAGUCUUUUCUGGCGUACAGGAAAUUAAAACCCUUCUUGUUCCUGUAUGCCUCAUAUCUUUGUCUACUCCAACCAUGCAAGAAAGUGCAGGUCUCUUGCUUGUUCUUUCUCUUGUUCUGUCCAAUGCCAUUCUUCACGUAUGGAGCCAGGACACAGGGGCAUUACUCUUGACUUGUGGCGAUGAAGCCGGUGCCAAAGAUCUUGAUGGAAGGCAAUGGAGCCCUGAUGAGAAGUACUUAUCAAAAGGAAGCAAUUCCAUAGCAUCCAGAGCCACCUAUCAAGACCCUUCUCUAAUCUCAGAAGUUCCAUACAUGACUGCAAGAGUUUUCGAAUCCAAGUCAACAUACAAAUUCCCUAUCAAACCUGACAAGCGCUAUUGGCUGAGGCUGCAUUUCUAUCCUUCUUUCUAUGGAAGCCAUGACUGCGCGGAUUCAUAUUUCUCUGUCACAGCAAAUUCCAUCACACUCCUCAGCAAUUUCAGCGCCUCAAUCACUUGCCUUGCUCUCUCACAGGCUUACAUUGAUAGGGAGUAUUCCCUUGCAGCUCUGGGUUCUGACACCUUGACUCUCACUUUCAAGCCUGCUGACAAGAAUGGUGCUUUUGCUUUUGUCAAUGGCAUUCAACUGAUCCAAAUGCCAGAGCUUUUUGAUUCUGCUUCUAUGGUUGGUUUCGACCAAACAUUCGAUGCUAAGAGCAUGCACUUGCAAACAAUGUUCAGAUUAAACGUUGGUGGAAAAUACCUCUCUCCUACACAAGAUUCUGGCCUUACAAGGAUUUGGUACGAUGACUAUCCUUACAUCUAUGGUGCAUCCACUGGAAUCACCACAAGUGCUCCCAGUGAUGUGAAACUCAACUACCAAAGCAUGCCAGAGUACACUGCUCCUUCUGAUGUCUACCUCACAUCAAGAUCAAUGGGUACUGACAAGAAUGUCAAUAUGGGCUAUAACCUCACAUGGGUUUUCCAAAUUGAUCCCAACUCCAUGUACCUUGUUAGGCUGCAUUUCUGUGAUUACUUUAACAAGGAAGUCAAUGACCUUGCUUUCAAUAUCUUCCUUAACAGCCAAAUGGCAGAAGCUGGAAUUGAUGUGAUUGCAAUGGCAGGAGGCAGAGGAAUCCCAUUAUAUAGAGACUUUGUGGUUUAUGCUAAAGAUGGGGCUGAUAGUGACCAACUUUGGGUUGCUCUUCACCCAAAUGGUAUUACAAAGCCCUCUUACCUUGAUGCCAUACUCAAUGGUCUCGAGAUUUUCAAGCUCAGUGACACAGACUUGUCUGGCCCCAAUCCUACGCCUUCAGACAGGUUCAAUCGUGAAAGCGAAGAGAAGUUUGAAAGCCACAAACCAUACAAUAAGACCGUUGUUAUAGGUGGCGCCGCGGGUGGUGCCGCUGGUUUUGCCUUGGUGGCUGCCAUAUGUCUUGCUGUCCAUAAGAAGAAGAAAUAUGCCGGACAACACACGCACUCAAGCUGGCUCCCCAUACAUGGCAACUCAUCAGGAGCCAGCAAAUCCUCCAUGUCUGCUAGUAGCAUCGGUAGCUCCAACGUCACUGCCAUGGCUCAAGGUCUUUGCCGCUAUUUCACCUUGCAGGAGAUGAAGCAUGCAACGAAGAACUUUGAUGAGGCCAAUGUUAUUGGUGUUGGAGGAUUUGGAAAGGUCUACAAGGGUGUCAUUGAUAAUGGAAUGAAAGUGGCCAUCAAGAGAUCAAAUCCAGAAUCUGAGCAAGGAGUUAAUGAGUUCCAGACUGAGAUUGAGAUGCUUUCCAAGCUGAGACAUAAGCAUUUGGUGUCACUGAUUGGUUUUUGUGAGGACAAUGAUGAGAUGUGCCUGGUUUAUGACUACAUGGCUCUGGGAACAUUCAGGGACCAUCUCUACAAGGGAAACAAACGUCUAGGUACUCUUUCAUGGAAGCAAAGAUUGGAGAUCUGCAUUGGAGCAGCAAGAGGGCUUCACUACCUUCACACUGGAGCUAAGUACACCAUCAUUCAUAGAGAUGUCAAGACAACUAACAUUCUCUUGGAUGAAAACUGGGCUGCAAAGGUUUCGGAUUUCGGGUUGUCAAAAACAGGUCCAAACAUGAAUAACGGCCAUGUGAGUACUGUGGUGAAGGGAAGUUUCGGCUACUUGGAUCCUGAAUACUUCAGAAGGCAGCAACUGACCGAGAAAUCCGAUGUGUACUCAUUUGGGGUUGUUCUGUUUGAAGCUCUAUGUGCUAGGCCUGUUUUGAAUCCUAAUCUUCCAAAGGAACAGGUUAGUCUUGCAGAAUGGGCACUACUAUGCAAAAGAAGGGGAACACUAGAGGAGAUCAUUGAUCCUUCUUUAAAGGGAAAGAUCAAUCCAGAAAGCUUGAAGAAGUUUGUAGACACUGCUGAGAAGUGCUUGUCUGACGUUGGAGUCGAACGUCCUACCAUGAACGAUCUGUUGUGGAAUCUUGAAUUUGCUCUCACCCUGCAAGAGAGUGGUUCAACUCACUCUUCAGCGUCAGACAGCGGAGAAGGUGAGCUUGAAGAAAUAAGUUUAGACGACAAAGACACAGCAAGCCAUAAUAAGAGCCAGAGCCUUGGGGUUCAGAAUGAGCUUAGCCAGCAGCAGCAGGAGGAUUCUACCAGUGCUAAUACAGGUGCCAUCUACUCACAAUUUGUCAACCUCAAUGGGAGAUGAAGAACUGCUAUGGUCUAUGGAUGAUUCUUGAUUGUCUAGUUUAAUUAGGGGAGAUACAAGGAAGCCAUGGGAUUCAAGCAAAAUAAAAACACCAGCUUCUUUUCGUUGCUUCUUCAAAGGAUGUAAUGCUAUGAUUGCUCUUUUUCUAUUCUCUCCUAUUUGUCAUGUUCAACUUGCCUCUUGUUCAUAAUAUAGAUAUACAUAUAUAUAUUUUAUAUACAUAUAUUUUUUAUUUAUAGUUAGCAAGUUUCGGUUCUACAUAGACCGAAUCUCAUUCAUGUAUUAUAUACUCUAUAGAUCUCAGUAAAGGAAGCAUUUGGAUAA